Messenger RNA from Stegastes partitus (bicolor damselfish), 1346 nucleotides. RefSeq names its product succinate dehydrogenase complex assembly factor 4 (gene sdhaf4). The record is from RefSeq and is a predicted model, not a curated record. The transcript has 3 exons. Gene Ontology annotation, biological process: mitochondrial respiratory chain complex II assembly. NCBI's taxonomy places the organism in Eukaryota, Metazoa, Chordata, Actinopteri, Pomacentridae. The coding region runs from base 5 to 403 and encodes 132 amino acids. Gene Ontology annotation, cellular component: mitochondrion.
GUCGAUGAAGGUCGACAGACAACACAUCAACACAUUGUGCAAGUGUCCGAGCACAGCAGAAAGCAGGUCGUUGUUGCGUCUCUCCAGUUCGCCUCCAGACAUGUAUCUUGUGCGUUUGUGUGCUUCAACCAGCAGACGUUUGGUUUUUAAGAAUCUGUCCGUGGAGUCCGUCCUCACAGGAUGUUCACGGAUGGCCAGUGGAGCAGUCGAGGACAAGAAACCGCUGAAGAAAGCUAAAACCCCACAGGGACGGUUUGACAGCCUUGACGACAAGAGCAAAGAUGUUCUGGAAAAGUUUCCUGAUGAUGUGAAUCCUGUGACCAAAGAGAAAGGGGGUCCUCGGGGUCCAGAGCCCACCCGCUAUGGAGACUGGGAGAGAAAGGGCCGCUGUGUUGACUUCUAGUUCAUUCCCUGUAAAUGUGAUAUGUUCCACCUAUAUUAUGUCUGUGUAGACAGAUGUACUUGUUGAGGCUGUUUUGGCUUUGAAGUCAAAUCUCUUUUUUUUUUAAGUUUUUCAAUCAGAAGGUUAACAUGAGGCAGAGAUACAAACUGUAACUGUGUUAAUACUCACAGGGAGCUUGGUGAAUGUUUAGCUUCAAUUUUGGACAGCAGUGUAACAUGUCCAUUUCAACUUGUUUUUUUUCCAUAAAUGUUUCUUUAUGGGCCAUGCUGACUUUGUUGUCCCUACCUCAACUGUAGACAGAGAAAGAAGGACUUGUGCUAUAUGUGACAUAUAUUGAUGCAACUUUCAUGGUAUUUUGUUACAUAUGUAUGGCUGCAGAGUAACAAGGGAGUACCCGUAAGUUUCCAGUUGCAGGGCAAAAAAUUGCUUCAUCCAUACUGUGCAGUUUUCCCUGACAGACACCACACCUACAGCUAGACAAAGAUGUUUGUUCUGGCUAAUUGAUCUGCAAAAUGAUGAAAGCACUUCUCUCAGAUGUCACACUGUUUUUAUUGUGGCUUUUUAACCUCAAGCUAAUUAUUCAACACAAUUGUCGUGUUUUGUCUCAGCUGCCAUUGCAAGUUUAGAUCAUAAUGAUUGAUGACAACAGAUGCUGGUGUUUCUUGCUGGUGAGACACAUAUUGUUGUCUGUAAAAUUGUGUUUUACAUUUUGUGAUCUCUUUUCUCUACCGUGCAGAGAGCCAUCUAGUCUUCCUGGCCGCGCUCUUUUCUUGACGUGCACAGCAUCGUCAGCAUCUGUUUUCUAAGCCUAUCACUGUUGUGGUGGUCUGCACUCACUCUCUGCAGCAAUAGAUUUCAUACUCAGUCAGCUGUGGAAAGCGGUGGGUACAGGAACACCAUCAGCUUCCCAGCAUACAUUAUUAAAAUGCUUGUGAAAUGACAA